AUGACGGCAAAGCCCAUCUUCAAUGUCCCAUCUGGCGCAACCGCCAAGGUCUCCAUCAUUGAUUCAACAUUACGAAUCUCAAACAUGAAAUUUGACUACCUCAUGGGGCCACCGGUCAAUGGCUUUGAUGAAAUGGACAAGUUACCCACAUGGUCAUUUCUCGUGGAGAGCUCAACCGGCCACAAGGUGCUCUUUGAUCUUGGCGUACCAAAGGACAAGAACGUCUUCACCCCUUCCGUGCGAAAGGACAUUGAACACUACGGCUGGGACUUGCAUGUGGAUAAGGACGUUGCCGAGAUCUUGAAAGAAAAUGGAACAGAUCCCAGUGACAUAUCAAGUGUGAUUUGGAGCCAUUUUCACCUCGAUCAUAUUGGAGAUAUAUCCACCUUUCCUAGUUCCACAGAGUUGGUGGUUGGUCCCGGUUUCAAGCAAAAUUUUGGCCGAGGAUAUCCAACUGACCCAGAGUCGCCCGUCCGUGAGAGCUAUUGGGAGAACCGAAAACUGCGCGAGAUAUCAUAUGACGAAUCAGAUCUCCUAGUCUUGAAAAUAGGCUCGUUCCGUGCAUUUGACUUCUUCGGCGACGGGUCGUUUUACCUCCUAGACACGCCAGGCCACGCCGUCGGCCAUCUUGCCGGGCUCGCGCGCACGACCCGGGAUCCCGACACGUUUAUUUUCAUGGGCGGAGACCUCUGCCAUCACGGCGGCGAGCUACGGCCCACGCCGCACGAUCCCGUGCCCGACGCUGUAAAGUUUCCGUUGCCAGGCGCACUGCGCGCCCACAUGUCCGUUUGCCCCGGUGGUGGGGACUUUCGAAAGCUCAAUGUGCAGCGCGGGCGGAGGGAGGACGAGCCCUUUUUCGAUACGCAGGUGGCUGCUGACAUGAAGCAGGCCUUGGAGACUAUCGAAAAGACGCAGGCAGCCGAUGUCCAGGAUAAUGUAUUCUUUAUUUUUGCUCAUGAUACUUCCAUUAGCGGAGUGGUCAACCUCUUUCCGAAACCAGCGAAUGAUUGGCAAGCACAAAGCUGGAGGGAGAAAACCCAUUGGGGGUUCCUGAGAGAUUUGUGCCCAGGAGUCAUCUCUUAA
Pestalotiopsis fici W106-1 is the source of this 1083-nucleotide messenger RNA. RefSeq lists its product as uncharacterized. The transcript is spliced from 3 exons. The record is from RefSeq and is a predicted model, not a curated record. The coding region runs from base 1 to 1083 and encodes 360 amino acids. NCBI's taxonomy places the organism in Eukaryota, Fungi, Ascomycota, Sordariomycetes, Amphisphaeriales, Sporocadaceae.